AUGGACAGAAUUAUAUUGGUUUUCGCCCUCAUCCAUGUAUCAUCAGCCCUCUGGUCAUGCAAAGUAGAUGACGACUGUUCAAGCCAGGCCGGUAGCGUUUGUGUUAGCGGCUCAUGCGAGUGCCCUGGUGGACAACAACCAGUUUUUAGGGGGACAAGGUGUGUCGGAGUUGCGCCAUACCUCUCAUCACCCUGCUAUGAAGAUAUACAAUGUGACAGACUUUGGGCAAAUUACGAGUGCCGCAAGAACAACGGCAGUCUAGUUGGUACCUGCGCAUGUCUACCCGGGAACCACUUUUUCCUGGGCAGGUGCUGGCCGACCAAGGGUUACAGAGAGGCAUGCGAGAGAGAUGAGGAGUGUUUGACAGAACCUAGAGACCCGUAUGCGUUGAAGUGCAAUCAAGUGUGCGUCUGCGCAGAUGGAUACUACGAACGACAGAGGGGGGAAUGUAGAAAGAUUGCGACAGGUGUCGGGGAAGGCUGCGUGGUAGACGAUGACUGUCACUUCACGAAUGGAACUUGUAAUGUACAAACAUUCUCUUGUACCAACAUGACCGCUUCAACGCCAUCUAGCGAGCCACUAACUCAACCUAUAGACAUGCUAACCGCGUUAUCAGACCGUGAAGUGGAUUCUGUACAUAAUAUAAACUGUACUACUAACAGUGACUGUACUUCACCAUCUAUAUGCAGUUUUGGAGCCUGCGUGUGUCCUAGAGGCUUCUAUAAAUAUAAUAAUAAGUGCUAUGCAGAAUUGGGAACACCAUCCACACCAGACCAGUGUGAUGGAUUACUGGCUGUCGUCAUUGAUGGAGUGUGCACUUGUCGUCCCAAUUUCUUUUUCGAACAAAAUAUGAGAGAUUGUACUAGAGUUACCCGCCGCAUCACGGAUUCGUGCGUCACUGACGGAAACUGCGGGACUUUCGGGGCGCAGUCCCGCUGCGGACCGCCAAAGGAGCCCUGGGGACUACGAACUUGCGAAUGUAUAAGCGAAAACGCUGUAUGGAAUGCUGACAGGAACUUGUGUAGACUGUUCGCAGGUGUUGGUGAACAGUGUGAAGCUGACAACGACUGUCUGGCUGGGGAUCUGGAGAUCACGUGUGAGAAAGACGACCAAGGUCAAGGGUUCUGUAGGUGCCCGCCAGGCUUAACGGAGCUGGAUGGAUUGUGUCUGACAUCUGGACUGGUUCUCGGCGAUACAUGUCAAGCGAGCCAGGAGUGCAAUGGUACAGCAAACGCAGUGUGCUCAGAUAGGAAAUGCGCUUGCGCAACUGGGUUCCAACAAGAUGGCGAUUAUUGUGCUCCAGUUAUCGGCGGUCCCUGUGCACAAGACACAGACUGUGUAAUACAAGAUACAGUUUGCCUGAACACAACCGAAGGAUCUACAUGUCAAUGCAGAGACAAUCUAGUCGCCUUUGAUCAACAAUGUUAUACAGUAUCUCCUGGCCAGAAUGCUACCUGUUCUGUCAGUAUACAGUGCCAGGCAUCGAUGGGAAAUGCGAGCAGUUGUGUGAACGGUCUAUGUGUCUGCACAGAUGGUUACCAUUAUCGCGACGAAAUGUGUUGGCCGAGGACAGAAUUGUUCCAAACCUGUUCCCGCACCAGCCAGUGUUAUUUGAGAGAGAUGUCCGAAGUGGUAACGUGUAGAAACGGACUAUGUCAGUGUGACUUCGAUCAUCCUUACUCUGAGGAGUUGAGAACCUGCACGUCAUCUGCAAGCAGCCUAUAUGCGUCCUUUCUUCUGACAGUUACACUAUUUAUAUUAAGAACAUAA
Leptosia nina is the source of this 1770-nucleotide messenger RNA. The record is from the annotation of a GenBank genome assembly. NCBI's taxonomy places the organism in Eukaryota, Metazoa, Arthropoda, Insecta, Lepidoptera, Pieridae.